Molecule: messenger RNA, 2132 nt
Organism: Vanessa tameamea
Lineage: Eukaryota; Metazoa; Arthropoda; Insecta; Lepidoptera; Nymphalidae
Product: GTP-binding protein Rhes
Exons: 5
Coding region: 232-1410 (392 amino acids)
Biological process (GO): signal transduction
Molecular function (GO): G-protein beta-subunit binding; GTPase activity; GTP binding
Source: RefSeq, a predicted model, not a curated record
CUUCAUCUAACUUCAUAAUAAAUGUAAAGGCACCGCUUCGAUAUGUUGAUGACCGCAUCGGUACUGAGAACAGCCGUUAAUAAGCUAAUUAGUGAACUAAUUGAGAUUGAGAAUGAAAUAACAAAGUGUGCGAACAAUAACGUACAAUACGAAUGUGAAAAUAUGUUUUAAAUAUUGUGUCCAACGGUGUUCUUAGUGGUAAGCAAUGCUUAAAGAGUUAAUAUAUUUAAAAUGUUAAACGGGACCACGGAAAAAGGGGGGCUAUCCCUCCAAUCGUCUCCAGUCAAAGUGUCUCCUUCACCAGUUAGGGCUUCUUCAAGUCCUGUGAGGGCGCCGUCAUCGCCCUUAAAGUCGUCACUGUCUCCUGCGGGAAAGCAGAAGUCACCGCGGCGAUGCCAGUUCGCAGCCCCAGCUGAAGAUACGAGGGACAAAUGCGGGACUUCAUGGUUAUGUCGAAGAGGUGCUGGAGCAGAAAUUGGAGACGAUUCUGGGAAUGAAUCACCUGGUCCAAGCGCACCUGUGCCUCAGGCAUGUGAAGAAUCAGCACCACCACCCAAGAACUGCUUCAGACUGGUAAUGUUAGGGUCAGCUCGCGUUGGCAAGACGUCCCUAGUGGCGAGAUUUCUCGGAACAAGGUUUGAAGACAGCUACACGCCUACGAUAGAAGACUUCCAUCGAAAGCUGUACCGUAUCCGCGGCGAAGUGUACCAACUGGACCUGUUGGAUACAUCUGGAAAUCAUCCAUUCCCAGCUAUGAGACGACUAUCGUUUUUGACAGGUGAUCUAUUCGUGCUAGUAUUUGCAAUGGACUGUCGUGAAUCUUUCGAAGAGGUGAUUCGACUUCGCGAGCAAAUCCUGGAGACGAAGGCUAGUGCGAGCAGCGGAAGCAGCCGGGGUCGGAAACAAGCCCCCAGGGUGCCAAUGGCAAUUGCUGGAAAUAAAUGCGACAGAGAACUAAAGACUGUACAGCCAGAGGAGGCAACCGCUUACUGCGCGACGCAAGACUCCGCCUGCGUGUUCGUCGAAACAUCAGCUAAAAGAAAUUUUCACGUCGACGAUCUUUUCUAUGAUCUUUUCGUAGUGGCGAAUCUACCAUUAGAAAUGGCACCUAACCAUCACAAGCGUGUCAGUACCGCCUUCGGUAGUCCCUGUACCCUACCCCCAACGAGCAGUCAAAGUAGUAGAAGUAAGAAAUGCACCUUAUCGAUAAAGCGGCGCUUAUCAGACGCCUGUGGAGUCGUCGCACCAAACGUCCGAAGACCUAGCAUUCGCACUGACCUUAUGAUUAUGAGAACGAAAACUUGUGCCAAAGGUGAUGGAGACAGCGGCAGUGGAAGUCCGAAGCUCAACUUAAAUAGGUUAGUACGAUCGAGCACACAAAACGAUAAACGUUCAUGCGCGAUACAGUGAUAGUAAAAUAAAUGAAUGUAGAUAUAUAAAUGUUGAGAGGAUUAUUGGUCAGGUGCUAAAUGAAGUCGAUUUAAGGCGAUUAUACGUCCUAGUAGAUGAUCGACUCGAUUUUGAGGAAACCCCAACAUUAAAAGAAGGCACUCAAUGGAUAAAAUAUAGAAUAUUAAAAUCGAUCGUAUUAAGUACCGUUAAGGUAACUACAUAAAUUGGUCGUGUUGCUUCGUUGGAUUUUAAAGCAGUGUAUAAUAAAAUAUAACAAGCUUAGUACAUGUAACCAUUGACUACAUCUAUGUGUGUAACGACCUUACUUAAUUGCUUUUGUAUUAUUUGUAAAUCUUUCGAAAUUAUUUCUGUAUAUGAAUCAUACGUUUGUUAUUAAAAUAUUUUUGCUAUAAUUUGAGAGUUUAAAUUAUAAAUCGUUGAAAAGGGACCAAAAAUUGUUCUCGCUGUUGGGUUGGAUAUAAGCUUCUAUGGAAUAAACAUAAUGAAAUUGCAUUAAAGUAAAAAAUAAUUUAUUUCAAUUUUUGUUAUUAAAUAAUUAAUUAAAAAUAAUUGUUAUAUAUGUAAAAUUACAUAUAGGGAGAAGAUAUAAUAUAUGGAAUUUCUCUUUACGUAUCAAUAUAUCGUGUCGUUUAUUACAUAUUCUCUUGUUCUACUGUGUAUCUUUGUGAUCUUUACCUGUACCUUCUUGUCCGUGCGAAAAUAAAUAUGUUUGUAAAAAA